AUGUCAAGUGCCUUGGGAAGAAACCAAUGAGAAGGGGAGCUACAGUAAGCAGAAAUAAAGUAAGAUACGUCAAGGCAACAGAGGAGUAAAUAUUCAGAGAUAGCCAAGAUUAUGUUUCUGUAUGCAGUACUACUGCUACGCACAUUUGUAGGUAAUUGACGCUUAACUGAUAAUGAUGCAUAAAAAAAUGAUAUUAUGUUUUACGUUUCAUUUUCUUUUCAUUAACAUAUGCAUUACAACUACAAUUUUUUUAUACAGAUGACAGUUUUGGGAAUGCUAUUGCUCAUUUAAGAAAUGAAGUGCAUGUCUUGGAGGGAACCACUGUCACCGUGUCCUACAACUGCUCCUCGACUUCUGUAAUUGGAAAUAGAUUCAACUGGUAUCGUCAAACCAGUGCUGGGAAAAUGCCAAUAUUCCUUCUAUGGAUGAUAGAUACAGACUUCCAAGAGAAUUGGUAGCCUGCUAUUCUGUUAGGUUAAAUUGAUACAGAAUAAAUACUCUGCUCUGUACUGCUGUGCCAUGAAGACCACAGUGACAGGAAACUUAGAAACCUGUCAAGAACCAUGGGAGGAAACAGACAUCCUGUAUGAAAUACAUACAUAACAUACCUACUGUAUGUUAAGGGGAGGGACUUAUAGUAGAGGAGGGGUUGAACAGCAGUAUAGAAACAUGAAAACAGGAGGAAACUUUCAGAGACUGCUAAGAUCUUUCUGUCAGUUUGUGUCUGUUCAUCUAAGAUGGUGUUGCUGUAUUCAGUGUUGUUCCUGACCAUAUUUAUUUGUAGCCACUAAAAUACAAUACAAUGCAUUGCCAUAUUUGUCCAUUUGAAAUGAAUUAAUUUUCAAAUACAUUUUCAUGAACAAUUAACUGUAUGUGUAUUAAAACCAUUCUCUAUGCAGGUGUCAGUUGUGACGACCUCACUCCACUCAAGAAAGGAGAGUUCUGUUUAGAGGGAACCCUUGCUACCCUGUCUUACAACUACUCCAGAACAGCUACUGGUGGAGAUAAAGUCUAUUGGUAUCACCAAGACACAGCACAAAGGCCAGAGUUCCUCCUGUACACCUCAGGUUCAGAGUUUAUAAAGAAAGCAUAUCCUCUGAACACUGCGAAACUCAAUGAAGAGAAAAAACAUUUGGAUCUUGAGAUCUCCUCUACUGAAGUGACAGACUCUGCUCUGUAGUACUGUGCUGUGAGGCCCAAAGUGACAGGAAACCUACACACUGUCACGACUUCCGCCGAGGCUGCCCCCCCCCCUCCUGGUUUGGGCAGGCUUCGGCGUUCGUCGUCACCGGAGUACUAGCUACUGCCGAUCCCAUUCUCAUCACUCCACUUGUCAUGUCUUGUUUAUCACACACACCUGGUGCUCAUUCCCCUAAUUAGUAUGUAUAUAAGUGUUCCCUCUGUUCCUCUUGUCUUUGUGAGUGAUUGUUUUGUUGUGAGAGCGUGUAGCUCCGUUGAGCUACAUUUCACUGUGUUAUUUGCCAAGGUGGAUGUUUUCCCUUGUACAGUUUGGUUUGACGCUUGGGGGCGUUGAUUUAUGCAAAUGAAUUAAACUCUGGACUUCGGUAUUUUACCUCCUGCGCCUGACUCCUUCUUUCACACCUCGGCACAGAAUCACUCACCUGAUCUGAUAUGGAGUCAGCAGGAGAAAACCGCAUGCCUGGAGUUGUGGCAAAGGGUCCAGGAGCAUUCCUCGAUGUUGGCCAGCUUGGGGGAAGCGAUGGAUCGGGUUCUUCAGGUGGUAGAACGCCUGGAGAGGAGAGGAUCCGAACUAUCGAAACCAGGUGGUCAACCGGAUCCAGCCACCUACACCCCAGCCCCUGGAUGGUUCCAGAUAUCCCGGCCACCGGCGUUUGACGGGACUGCAGCGUGAUGUAAGGGAUUCCUACUCCAACUGGAGUUGUAUUUCUCCUGCAUCAGGCCAGAGCGCCCGGGAGCGGGAGAAGGUAUCCGUCCUCGUUUCCUGCCUUUGUGGGAGAGCCCUGGAGUGGGCCAACACGGUAUGGAACGAGGGAGAUACCUUGUUUUUGAUCACCCGCCUGAGGGUCGAGAGGCGGGCGAACGACUGGUUCAUCUAAGGCAGGGGACGAGGACCGCUCAGGACUACGCGCUGGAGUUCCGGACGCUGGCAGCGGGGUCCCGGUGGAACGAGCGGGCCCUGAUAGACCAUUUCCGGUGCCACCUUAGGGAGGACGUCCGACGGGAGCUAGCCUGCCGGAAUGCCAUACUAUCGUUCUCCCAACUGGUGGACAUGGCCAUCCGGCUGGACAAUAUGCUAGCAGCCAGAGGACGUCCUGGUAGGGGUCUGCCCGUUCCCACUCCGAACGAAUCUGACCCCGAGCAGAUGGAGAUGGGGGGAGCCGCCGGUUGAGAGAGCGCAGGAGAACAGCGACAGUGCCACUCUGGUGGCACGAAGGGACAAUCCACCUCACGUCGCAGUCAACAUUCUUUUGGGUCUGGAGGCGGUAGGCAGGGUACUCACGCAUCACCCCAGGUAACGAACACCCAAACGUGUUCAGAGCCCUUUGCGGCGCACUGUACUUUAUCUAUCUCCUUUCCAGAUCACUUGGAAGGUUCCCAGUGUAAGGCACUAGUCGAUUCAGGCGCAGCUGGGAAUUUUAUGGACAGGGCAUUUGCACACCAUCAAGGUAUUUCAUUGGUUCCCCUAACCAUUCCACUCCCCAUCAGAGCACUAGAUAGUCGACCAUCAGGGUCCGGGUUGGUUAAGGAAGUUACUGUACCAGUCACCAUGAUUAAGCAGGAGACACAAGUUGAGCAGAUCACCUUUAUGACUAUUGAGUCUCCUGUUUACCCUGUAGUCUUGGGUAUCCGUGGUUAGCCCUUCACAACCCCAAUUUCUCAUGGCCGCAGAGGGUUCUGACGGGGUGGUCGCGUGAGUGUCCGGCGUGAGUGUCCGGUCUAGGUGUUUCCGUUGGUGCGACCACGGUGGAAAGUCCAGACGGUACCCCCACUGUGCGCAUUCCCCCCGAAUACCAUGAUCUGGCGCUCGCGUUUUCCAAAACGCAAGCAAAUAAAUUACCACCUCAUCGGGAGGGGGAUUGCGCGAUAAACCUUUGGGUAGACGCAGUACCUCCCAGGAGUCAUGUGUAUCCCCUGUCGCAGGCUGAAACGGAGGCUAUGGAAAUAUACGUCACCGAGUCCCUACGCCAUGGGUAUAUACGUCCCUCCACUUCACCUGCCUCCUCGAGUUUCUUCUUUGUGAAGAAGAAAGAUGGCGGUUUACGUCCGUGCAUUGAUUAUCGACCACUGAAUAAUGUGACGGUACAAUUUAGUUAUCCUCUUCCCCUCAUUCCUUCAGUGAUUGAGUCAAUGCAUGGGGCCCGUUUUUUCACCAAAUUAGACUUCAGGAGUGCCUACAACCUGGUGCAUAUUCGGGAAGGGGAUGAGUGGAAAAGAGCAUUCAGCAUAACCUCAGGGCAUUAUGAAUACAUUUUACAUUUACAAUUACGUCAUUUAGCAGACGCUCUUAUCCAGAGUGACUUACAAAUUGGUGAAUUCACCUUAUAGCCAGUGGGAUAACCACUUUACAAUAUACUUUUUUUGGGGGGUGGGGUAAGGGGGGGUAGAAGGAUUACUUUAUCCUAUCCCAGGUAUUCCUUAAAGAGGUGGGGUUUCAAGUGUCUCCGGAAGGUGGUGAGUGACUCCGCUGUCCUGGCGUCGUGAGGGAGCUUGUUCCACCAUUGGGGUGCCAGAGCAGCGAACAGUUUUUACUGGGCUGAGUGGGAACUGUGCUUCCGCAGAGGAAGGGGGGCCAGCAGGCCAGAGGUGGAUGAACGCAAUGCCCUCGUUUGGGUGUAGGGACUGAUCAGAGCCUGAAGGUAAGGAGGUGCCGUUCCCCUCACAGCUCCGUAGGCAAGCACCAUGGUCUUGUAGCAGAUGCGAGCUGUGCGGAGGAGCGGGAUGACGUGAGAGAACUUGGGAAGGUUGAACACCAGAAGGGCUGCGGCAUUCUGGAUGAGUUGUAGGGGUUUAAUGGCACAGGCAGGGAGCCCAGCCAACAGCGAGUUGCAGUAAUCCAGACGGGAGAUGACAAGUGCCUGGAUUAGGACCUGUGCCGCUUCCUGUGUAAGGCAGGGUCGUACUCUCCGAAUGUUGUAGAGCAUGAACCUACAGGAUCGGGUCACCGCCUUGAUGUUAGCGGAGAACGACAGGGUGUUGUCCAGGGUCACGCCAAGGCUCUUUGCAGUCUGGGAGGAGGACACAACGGAGUUGUCAACCGUGGUGAUGCCCUGGUGAUGCCCUAUGGUUUGAUGAAUGCUCCAUCCGUUUCCAGUCCUUUGUGAACGAGGUGUUUCGGGACAUGCUUGGUCGUGGUGUGGUGGUCUACAUCGAUGACAUAAAAAAAAAAUUAUAAUCCUGGUGUAUUCCGCUACGCGUGCCGAGCAUGUGUCCCUGGUUCGCAAAGUACUGGUCCGACUGCUGGAAAAUGACCUUCAUGCAAAGGCAGAGAAGUGUACGUUAUUCCAGCAGUCAAUCUCCUUCUUUGGAUAUCGCAUUACCACCACAGGUGUGGAGAUGGAGGGAGACCGCAUUGCAGCCUUGCGUAAUUGGCCGACUCCAACCACGGUAAAGGAGGUGCAGCGCUUCCUUGGCUUUGCCAACUACUAUCAAAGGUUUAUUUGGGGUUUUGGCAAGGUCGCAGCUCCCAUUACCUCCUUGUUGAAGGGUGGGCCGUCCCAGCUUCGCUGGUCUGCUGAGGCUGAUUUGGCAUUCAGUAGAUUGCGGGGUCUGUUCACCUCAGCCCCGGUACUGGCUCACCCCGAACCAUCAUUACCGUUUGUAGUUGAGAUGGAUGCGUCCGAGGUAGGGAUAGGAGCUGUCUUAUCCCAACGCUCGGGAACGCCACCCAAGCUCCGCCCCUGUGCCUUCUUUUCUAAGAAGCUCAGCUCGGCGGAGCAGAACUACGGCGUUGGUGAUCGGGAGCUGUUGGCUGUUGUCCGAGCUUGGAGACAUUGGCUCGAAGGGGCGAAACACCCUUUCCUCGUCUGGACAGACCACCGUAACCUGGAGUACAUUCGGGCAGCGAGGAGGCUGACUCCUCGCCAGGCCAGGUGGACCCUCUUCUUCACCCGGUUUGAUUUCACACUCUCAUACAUUCCGGGUACGAAGAACGUGAAGGCAGACCCACUGUCUCGGCUGUAUGACACAGAGGAGAGGCCCAGAGACAACACCCCAUACUCCCGGCCUCAUGCAUUGUGGUGCCGGUAGUAUGGGCGAUGGACACAGAUAUAGCGCAGGCAUUACGCACAGAUUCAUCUCCACCACAAUGUCCAGCUGGGCUGCAGCACAUGCCUGCGCUUAUCCGUGAUCGUCUGAUCUACUGGGCACACACGUCACCCUCCUCUGGUCAUCCAGGUAUCGGUCGUACAAUGCGCUGCCUGACCAAGAAGUACUGGUGGCCUACCUUGGCUAAGGACGUGAGGGUGUAUGUUUCCUCAUGCUCAGUGUGCUCCCAGAGUAAGGCACCUAGGCACCUCCCAGCGGGUAAGCUACAACCUUUACCAGUUCCACAACGACCAUGGUCUCACCUGAGUAUUGAUUUUAUCACUGAUCUUCCCCACUCCCAAGGUAACACCACGAUCCUGGUCGUUGUAGACCGCUUUCAAAGUCCUGUCGCCUCCUUCCUCUGCCAGGUCUCCCCACGGCCAUACAAACUACGGAGGCUCUGUUUACUCACGUCUUCCGGCACUAAGGGGUACCAGAGGAUAUAGUGUCCGACCGAGGUCCCCAGUUCACGUCUAGAGUCUGGAAGGUGUUGAUGGAACGUCUGGGCGUCUCGGUCAGCCUGACCUUUGGUUUUCACCCUGAGUGCAAUGGGCAGGUGGAAAGGGUGAAUCAAGAUGUGGGUAGGUUCCUGCGGACAUACUGUCAGGACCGGCCGGGGGAGUGGUCGGUGUUCCUGCCAUGGGCAGAAUAUGCUCAUAACUCUCUCCGCCACUCCUCCACUAAUCUAACACCCUUCCAAUGUGUUUUGGGGUACCAACCGGUCCUGGCACCGUGGCACCAGAGCCAGACCGAGGCUCCCGCGGUGGAUGACUGGUUUCGGCACGCGGAGGAGACUUGGGACGCUGCCCACGUUCGCCUCCAGUGCGGCGUGUGUCGUCAGAAGGCCAACGCUGACUGCCACCGCAGGGAGGCCCCGGUGUUCGUACCAGGGGAUCGGGUCUGGCUCUCGAACCGGAAUCUACCCCUCCGCCUGCCCUGCCGGAAGCUGAACCAGGGGUUUGUGGGGCCGUUUAAAGUCCUGAGGAGAAUAAACGAGGUGACAUACAGGUUGUUACUCCCCCCCGAUUACCGUAUUGACCCCUGGUUUCAUGUGUCUCUCCUCAGGCCGGUGGUAGCUGGUUCGCUCCAGGAGUCUGAGGUACGGGAGGUUCCUCCACCUCCUCUGGACAUUGAGGGGGCCCCGGCAUACUCGGUCCGUUCCAUCCUGGAUUCGAGGCGUCGGGUGGGGGGCCUUCAGUAUCUCGUGGAGUGGGAGGGGUACGGUCCGGUGGAUCGGUGCUGGGUCCCAAGGCGGGAUAUCCUCGAUCCCUCCCUGUUGAGGGAUUUCCACCGUCGCCAUCCAACUUGCCCUGCUCCGCGUCCUCCUGGUCGUCCCCGAGGCCGGGGUCGAUGCACUGCUGGAGCCGUGCGUCGGGGGGGGGGGGGGGGGGGGGGAUACUGUCACAACUUCCACCGAGGCUGCCCCCCUUCUGGCUUCGGCGUUCGUCACCGGAGUACUAGCUACUGCCGAUCCCAUUCUCAUCACUCCACUUGUCAUGUCUUGUCAAUCACACACACCUGGUGCUCAUUCCCCUAAUUAGUAUGUGUAUAAGUGUUCCCUCUGUUCCUCUUGUCUUUCUGAGUGAUUGUUUUGUUGUGAGAGCAUGUAGCUCGGUUGAGCUACAUUUCACUGUGUUAUUUGCCAAGGUGGAUGUUUUCCCUUGUACAGUUUCGUUUGACGCUUGGGGGUGUUUGAUUUAUGCAAACGGAUUAAACUCUGGACUUCGGUAUUUUACCUCCUGCGCCUGACUCCUUCUUUCACACCUCGUCACACACACACUGUACAUAAACCUCAGCUGGGACCACAUCAGCAGGAAUUUAUCCAGUUUCUUUAUGAACUUGUGUCUAACCCUUACUUUUUAGCAAAUUAUGUUAAUGUCUCCUGUAAAUAGAGCUUAUGACUCAAAUGUUUCACCUGUCCUUAAUUUGAUAUGCAUGUUCCUAUUCUGCUACAGUCAGGCCUUUUAACCACAUCAUAUACAUACCGUAUACAUAUAUUAUUUGACAUAAUUUUUCUCAAAAUUGACCUGCUCAGUGGUUUGGUCCUCUGGUGGUAAAUCCAUGUACUGCACUCUUUAGAGGAGCAUACCUGAAGCCAACUGACUGGUAAUGGACCAGACAAACACAAAGUUUUGGUCUGGGUCACUAGAUAGAAAAAGUAAUUAAAGUUUGCACAUGUAUAAUAAUUCAUUAUUCACGUAAAGAUUUUGUGUCUUUAUUCUCAAAACCUCCUCAACUUUUUUAGGUCAGCAAAGUGUGAGUAAAAAGGGUUUUCUUUACAUAUACCCACAAACAGCUGUUUCUGCAGCUCCUGGCUGAUCUUCAGGUGAGGUACCUUCUUACCCUACAUGUGCUGCCCACUACACCUUCUGAAGGACAGAUUAAUCAGGCCUAAGUGAGCCAGGUGGCUCGUCCACUCCUUCUCACUCUUCAGCCACAACCACUGAGAUGUUCUCUCUGGCUCAUGAUCAGUUAUAUGACAGAUCUACUUUGUCUGUGCUCCUCCUACAGACUGCCCUCCACAGUUAUGAAGUCCAGUGAAAAGGUUUGUCUAUGUAUAAUAAUGAUACAAUAGUUAUAUCUAGUGUUCAACAUUCUGCCCAACAAGGUGAACUUUGACAUUGCUUGUAUUAUCAAGGGUAAGUUACUAGUGAGAGUCAAAAGGUGUCAGUGGAGUCUCAUCAAUUUGCUCCUAUUCAUUUAAAUGAUGCAUGCAGCAUGUCAACACUUCACAUGUUUCUGGGUUGUAUAAUUUCCCACACCAAACAGAAUAUAUAUUCAUUAUGUUUUAACCCUUUCUUGUCACAAUUGCAUAUUCGGUUUGUGCUUGUCACGGAUUCAGCCGAGGCUGCCCCUCCUCCUUGCCUGGGCAGGCUUCGGCGUUGGUCGUCGCCGGAGUACUAGCUGCUACCGAUCGAUGUUUCUGUGUUCUACUUGUUUUGUCUUGAUUGUUCACACCUGGUUCCCAUUAUGUAUUGAUUUCUUCCCUAUUUAACCCUCUGGCUCCCACUGUGUUUUGUGCGUGUUUGUUCAUGUUUGGUUGUCGUCUGGUGAGGGGGUUUGUUCCUCCCUGCGUGGAGGUUAUGUUAUUUACGUUACCUACGAGUAAAGUACGUUUUCGAUUAGCUCUGUGUCCUGCGCCUGACUUCGUCCUAACGCAUCACACUGACCUCCUGACAGUGCUUCUUGUAUUAAUAAUUUGCAUUUAUUUUAUGUGAACAGACUGUGGUUUUCCAAAGUGCAUACAGGCAGAGUCAACUGUAUUAAUUACUAAAUUAUGUAGAACAAUAUAUAAUAUAGGGCUUACAAAACAAUUUAAUGUAUUCCCUUGAGGCAUUUACUUUAAAUGGUGAAGCAGUGCAUCAGACACAUGCAACAACACACAGACACUUCAAUAAAAUCUAGUCCAAUUCUAACCCUAGCUUCUUGUCCACCUACUGAAUUGAUCGUAACCCUAGUAUUAACCCCAGCCCUGACUUCAGUUGGCACAAAUAAUGAAACACAUUAGGAGAAGCAGGAUUAUGAGGCAGGCAGUUUUAUACUUUAUUAACUCCAGGCAGGAGUGAGAGGUUUAUUUUAUGGACAAAAUUGAGAGACAACAACAAAUGCGUAAUAGGCUACAUGGUGAUGCCAUUGACCAUCAUUAACGUUAAUGUGCACUGUGAUGACAGGAAUGAUGAUCAUGGUUGCAUCACGUGUAAAUCAUUGGUAUCAAUCAUAAAACCAAUCGUCAGUUGACUUGACUACUGUUUUAAAUGCAUGGUAAAGAUAACUCUUUGUGACAUUGGUCAGCAUAACCCAGGUCUAUAUUGGACUGGUUCAUAGGCUACUGUGUUCUGGACCUUAAUUUCAGAUUUUGUUAUAAACCCUCACUGGAUUUUAUUUUAUUUGUCAGAUGAGCUCAAUUUGGCCUGAACAAAACAUAUAUUUCUCCAAGGCCCAUAACAACUGCCAAAUUAGAAUGUUCAAAGGACUUGGAGAAGAAGAUAACAUUCUACAACAGUCUAUUCUUCCUCUAUACAUGAAUCAUAAUGGAACAUUGGCUUAGGAAUACUGUACUUAUCCUGGCUGCAUGCUAUUUUGGUACGGUAUAGUGAUUCUCUUUUCUACAUUCUCAUUCUCUGUUUUUAAAUACAUAAUAGGCUAAGAUUCAAUGUAUUUUUAUUUCUUUCAGAUUGCAAAGGUGAAGAGUCUGUUGACUAACAGAGUGGACAUGUUACUGCCCUUGAAGGAGGACUGGUAACACUCAGCUGUAACUACACUAGCAGUAGUACAUCUCCUGAUCUCUUCUGGUACAUCCAGUUAACUAGGGACUCUCCUCAGUAUGUCCUGAGAAGAGAUUGUUAUUCAGAAGGGAGCAAUAGCGAUGAGUUCAAGAAAAGGUUUGAUUCCAGGCUGAAUUUCACAUCUAGCUCUGUCCCCUUGACGAUCCAGAGGUUGCAGCCGUCUGACUCUCCUUUGUACUACUGUGCUCUGAGGUCCACUGUGACAACAGAAGAUUCAGUCACUGCACAAAAAAUCAGGGUAGAGUGUUGUUCAGACAAUGUCACAAGCUUCUCAAUGUUUGAUGAUACACAGAAAGAGGAGGAGACAAGGAGUUCAUAGUCUCAUCUUGGUCUAGUUACAUCAGAGUGGUAUUACUCUUCUCCCACUGAUCUCACAGUAGCAGGUAUGGAACCCUGGCUGAGGAAUAUACUGAUUCUUGCUGCAUGUUGUUAUGGUAUGAUAUUAUGUACCUGAUUUGUUUACUGCCUUUGCUCCAAUCCGUUAUUUAUUUUUCAGUACAAUACUACCAGUAUUAAUUUAAUACUAAAAUUGAUAUUUUUGGCCAUCAAGGAAAAUGCUAUGUCUGGCGCAAACCCAACACCUCUCAUCACCCCGAGAACACCAGCCCCACAGUGAAGCAUGGUGGUGGCAGCAUCAUGAUGUGGGGAUGUUUUUCAUCGGCAGGGACUGGGAAACUGGUCAGAAUUGAAGGAAUGAUGGAUGGCGCUAAAUACAGGGAAAUGCUUGAGGGAAACCUCUUUCAGUCUUCCAGAGAUUUGAGACUGGGACGGAGGUUCACCUUCCAGCAGGACAAUGACCCUAAGCAUACUGCUAAAGCAACACUCGAGUGGUUUAAGGGGAAACAUUUAAAUGUCUUGGAAUGGCCUAGUUAAAGCCCAGACCUCAAUCCAAUUGAGAAUCUGUGGUAUGACUUAAAGAUUGCUGUACACCAGCGGAACCCAUUCCACUUGAAGGAGCUGGAGCAGUUUUGCCUUGAAGAAUGGGCAAAAGUCCCAGUGGCUAGAUGUGCCAAGCUUAUAGAGACAUACCCCAAUAUACUUGCAGCUGUAAUUACUGCAAAAGGUGGCUCUACAAAGUAUUGACUUUGAGGGGGGUGAAUAGUACUUUCGCAAGCCACUGUAACCUCAGCUACAAUAUAAUGGUUCUCUACACAGUUGUUUUAGUUUCUUCAUUCACAGGUUAGUAAAUUACUGUAUUCCUGUCAUUCUUUUAACUAGAUUAUUUUGGCUAAUAUAUACUUUAUCAGUGCUAUUGGAUUUUAGAGUAAAUACGAAGCUCUUCCCUCAUUUCAUAUACAUCUGUCUUGUCAUUUAUCUACCACCUCUUCACAUUUGUAGGUGUCAGUUUUCAACAAACCAUCACCAUGCUUUCAAAGUAGUGUCAUGUAUUCUGUUUUGAAAGUUACAACAAUACAUUUUUAUUUCAAUUUAGAAAUGAAUCAAUGUAUAGCUCUUCACAUUUGCAGGUGACACCUAUGAGCAGAGUAUCGAGCCAAACCAACAUGAAGUGUAUGGAGAGGAGGGUCGUAAUGUUCAGCUUUCCUGCAACCACUCCUCAGCAUACAGUGUACUGUGGUAUAAACAGUAUCCAGGAUCAGCUCCACAAUUCCUACUCUUCAUCUGCCAUGCCUCUAGGACUGUAGUGAGAGCUAAACCUCCAUACCCUCACCUCACUGUUAAACUGAACAAAAAGAAGACCUGUGCAGAUCGGGAGAUCUCCUCUGCUGAAGUGAGAUACUCUGCUCUGUACAACUAUGCUGUGAUGCCCACAGGGACACAUAACUCACUGAUUCAGCACUCAGCAGAAUACAGACCUGUCACC
Molecule: messenger RNA, 11394 nt
Organism: Coregonus sp. 'balchen'
Lineage: Eukaryota; Metazoa; Chordata; Actinopteri; Salmoniformes; Salmonidae
Source: the annotation of a GenBank genome assembly